Sapajus apella (tufted capuchin) is the source of this 2298-nucleotide messenger RNA. RefSeq names its product pyrroline-5-carboxylate reductase 3 (gene PYCR3). Gene Ontology annotation, biological process: L-proline biosynthetic process. The transcript has 6 exons. Gene Ontology annotation, molecular function: pyrroline-5-carboxylate reductase activity. The record is from RefSeq and is a predicted model, not a curated record. The coding region runs from base 43 to 867 and encodes 274 amino acids. Lineage: Eukaryota; Metazoa; Chordata; Mammalia; Primates; Cebidae.
CGAGGUCUGUGGGCGGGGCGCGGCGGUGGCCAGUGAGACAAGAUGGCGGCUGCAGGGCAGGCUCCGCGGCGCGUGGGCUUCGUGGGCGCCGGUCGCAUGGCGGGGGCCAUCGCGCAGGGCCUCAUUAGAGCAGGAAAAGUGGAAGCCCAGCACAUACUGGCCAGUGCACCGACAGACGGGAACCUAUGUCACUUCCAAGCUCUGGGCUGCCGGACCACCCACUCCAACCAGGAGGUGCUGCAGAGCUGCCUGCUCGUCAUCUUUGCCACCAAGCCCCACAUCCUGCCAGCUGUUCUGGCAGAGGUGGCUCCUGUGGUCACCGCUGAACACAUCUUAGUGUCCGUGGCUGCUGGGGUCUCUCUGAGCACCCUGGAGGAGCUGCUGCCCCCCCACACACGGGUGCUGAGGGUAUUGCCCAACCUGCCCUGCAUGGUCCAGGAAGGGGCCAUCGUGAUGACGCGGGGCCGCCACGUGGGCAGCAGCGAGACCAAGCUCCUGCAGCAUCUGCUGGAGGCCUGUGGGCAGUGUGAGGAGGUGCCCGAAGCCUACAUCGACAUCCACACGGGCCUCAGUGGCAGUGGCGUGGCCUUCGUGUGCACAUUCUCCGAGGCCCUGGCCGAGGGCGCCGUCAAGAUGGGCAUGCCCAGUGGCCUGGCCCACCGCAUCGCUGCCCAGACCCUGCUGGGGACAGCCAAGAUGCUGCUGCACGAGGGCCGGCACCCAGCCCAGCUGCGCUCUGAUGUGUGCACCCCGGGCGGGACCACCAUCUACGGGCUCCACGCCCUGGAGCAGGGCGGGCUGCGAGCAGCCACCAUGAGCGCCGUGGAGGCUGCCACCUGCCGGGCCAUGGAGCUCAGCAGGAAGUAGGCUGGGCUCUGGCCAUCCUUGCCCACCUUUGUGCCCCCAUCUCCCUGUGCACCUUCUGAGGACUGCGACUCUCUCCCUCCUGCAGGAGGGUCUCCAACCGCUCCUUCUCCCCCUGCACAGGGAAAUGCACGGGGCAGGACUUGAGAGGUUCCAGUAGGUGGGGGAGCCCCCACCAGUGGGGACACUCCUCCCUCCCCCAUGGGCAGAAGGCGCUGUGGUAGUGGCCCUGCCCCCUGCUGCAGUGAGCCUGCCUUGCUGUAAUGUUGGUUCUGAGGGGCCCAAGAGAUGGCGUCUUGGUCAGGUGCCCGCAUGGUUGGACUGUUGGUCAAGGCCAUGAACAGAACUGAUGGUAACAGGCACGGCUGGCCCAAUGCCUGGUCUGGGGCUGGGGCCUGUCUUUGGCUUUCCAGGUGGCUCCGUGCAGCUACAGCCAGGCCAGCUGUCUCAUCUCAGCUCUAUGGGGCACAAGCCAUACAGGGUGUGUAUAAAAGACCCUCUCCCCCGCAGUAAAGCCAGGGGCCCUGGCCUGCUGUGCGUGGGGCCCCCAUGGGCAGCUGGAGCGUGCCCUGAGAAGAGGGUGGCUGUGUGCUCUCCCCUGCGAAGGAGAAGGAGCUGCUGGGCCAAGUGUGCAGCAGUGCUGGGCGGCAGCAGGCGGGCAGUGUUAGGUGGGGCAGCUUAAGGUCUGGGAGGGUAGCCCUGGCCAGCCAGGACAAACACAGACCCCAGCUUCAGCUGGGAUACAGGCUCACUCUUUCCUCCUGACCCUAAGCUCCUGGCAGGUGGCCAGGUGGGUCUGGGGCCUCCCAACCCUCGCGUGGGUCAGGGUCCUGGAAUGCCCCAUGGCUCUGGCACCACCACACUGGCCUCUGACAGCAGGAGUUGGCCCCUCCACAUGUCCCUUAAGGACAGCAGGUCAGGGAAGCCAGGACUUGGGGGUGAAGCAAAGCCCCAGGAUCGCAGGCUGGGGUUCUGGGGCCUUUGGGUCAGAAGGGCCUGGGCCAGACAGCCUCAGCUUCGUACCGUGCCUCACAAGAUUCACCCUGGCCUCUAGUUCCACACUGGCCUAUGAGUGCAGCAGCUCUCAGCUUCCACCCAGCAAGCUCUGAAGGUGAGGCGGGGAGCAUGCCCUCAGAGAGGCCGGGCAGCAGGUUCCGCCAUGUCAUCUCCCUGUGUGCCUGGGCAGAUCCAUCUCCUAGUGCAAAAUAGGGCUAAGGGCACCUGCACGCUCCAUCCCUCACGCUCAGCUGCCUCUGGCCACGGACUUCUGCCCUCCGCCUGCUCUCUCUUACUCCCCUGAGCCUAGCCCAUCCCCAAGCUCCCACCCUACCUGCUUCCCAGGGCAGGCUGACUCAGUUGACUAGUCUAAGCCUGGCCCUGGCACUUGUGAGGGUCAGCCUAAGGAGAUGGGAAUAAACAUGCCAGAGAGCACCA